Molecule: messenger RNA, 1566 nt
Organism: Knipowitschia caucasica
Lineage: Eukaryota; Metazoa; Chordata; Actinopteri; Gobiiformes; Gobiidae
Source: the annotation of a GenBank genome assembly
AUGAAUACUGAAACAGAGGAGGAUUUUUACCAGUCAGAUGAGAACUUUGACGACGACGAUGAAGCUACCCAAUACAUAAUAGAGCAAAGUCUGAUCCAGUACAGGAAACUCAAGGGGCUGAAUCCAAGUGACCUGAAAGUGAGUGAAGAUCCACAUGAGAUUUAUAAAGCGAUCAGAGAAGGUGAUGAAGACGCUCUGAUAAGACUCACCUUCCAGCCAGAGAUGUUGUGUAAAGUGGACGAGCGCGGAUGGAUUCCACUGCAUGAAGCUGCAAUUCAGGAUGACAGAAACAUCCUUGAGACGAUCUUUUCAGCAUCUCCCCCUGGUGCUGCCCAGUGUCGGACCCUGAAGGGUGAGACAGCACUGUUUUUGGCCGUUGUCCACGGACUCAGAGAGAACGCCACAUUCCUCUUACAGAACGGCAGUAACCCGGACACCCAGAAUGAUGAGCAGGACUCGCCAUUAGUCGCUGCUAUUUUGAAUGAUCAGUACGACUUGGCCACUCUGCUGCUACGUUAUAAUGCCAACGUUUCUCAGACCGGGCCAUUGAAUCGAACGGCUCUCCACGAGUGCUCAUUUCUCGGCUUGGAAAACUUUGUCUAUCUACUCCUGGAGUCUGGAGCCAAUCCAAACGCCUGUGACAUCAAACAAAAAACUCCUCUUGCUCUGGCUGCUCAAAACGGACAUCUAAAUGUGGUGGAAAUUCUUCUACAGAAAGAUGCUAAUGUAAAGUGUGAAUCAGAGUCAGGCCCUGUUUUGUUUGAUGCGGCUGCCUCAGGAAACCCUGACAUCAUAUCGCUGCUCUUGGACUACGGAGCAGAUCCUAAUCUUCCCCUCUACAGCGGACACCUGCCAAUCCACCGUGUCGCCUACCAUGGGCACAUCCUAGCUCUAGAGAAGCUGAUCCCUGUAACUGACCUGUACGCGGUGAAGGACAGUGGCAUGAGCCCUCUCCAUUCUGCAGCUGCUGGAGGCCACGCCCACUGUGUAGACCUGCUGCUGAAAUCUGGCUACGAUCCAAACUUCAUGCUUCACCCUAGAGUCCGCCGCAACUACGACGACGAAAGGAGAUCCGCCCUCUUCUUCUCCGUGUCCAACAGUGACCUCCAGUGCAGCCGCCUUCUGCUGGAGGCUGGAGCCAUGGUGAACCAGGACCCGGUCAACUGCUUCCCACUAAGCAAGCCGACCUCCCACGAUUGUGCGCCAUGGGCAUCUGCUGUUAUUAAAGAUAUGGUGUUUUGUGAGGUAAUAACUGUAUCCUGGUUAAGACACCUCUCCGGUCAAGUUGUGCGCAUAAUGCUUGACUACACCGACGACGUGUCUUUUUGCACCAAGCUCAAAGACAGCUUACAGGAGCAGAAACAGUGGCCAGAGAUUUGUGACAUUACACGAAAUCCAAGAAGUCUGAAGCACCUGUGCCGGUUACACAUACGACAGCAUCUCAGCCGUCUCCGGUUAAGAGCUCCGUGUUUUAUCAAUUUUUUACCACUUCCUCCAAGGCUGAAAGAGUAUCUGCGUUACAAAGAGUAUGAUGUCUACAACAGAGGAAUGAUGGUAUCCCCGUAG